Closterium sp. Yama58-4 is the source of this 201-nucleotide messenger RNA. NCBI's taxonomy places the organism in Eukaryota, Viridiplantae, Streptophyta, Zygnematophyceae, Desmidiales, Closteriaceae. The record is from the annotation of a GenBank genome assembly.
AUGCCACUAUCUCCUCUGCUUCCUGGGAGCAAUAAGGGGGAUGGUAGAGGUGGUGGUGAGAGAGAGAGAGAGAGAGAGAGAGAGAGAGAGAGAGAGAGAGAGAGAGAGAGAGAGAGAGAGAGAGAGAGAGAGAGAGAGAGAGAGAGAGAGAGAGAGAGAGAGAGAGAUGGUGAGGGUGGUGCAAAAAUUGGCGGUGAGUAA